Choloepus didactylus (southern two-toed sloth) is the source of this 3708-nucleotide messenger RNA. RefSeq names its product hyperpolarization activated cyclic nucleotide gated potassium channel 3 (gene HCN3). Gene Ontology annotation, cellular component: membrane. Bases 138 to 2486 code for a protein of 782 amino acids. NCBI's taxonomy places the organism in Eukaryota, Metazoa, Chordata, Mammalia, Pilosa, Megalonychidae. The record is from RefSeq and is a predicted model, not a curated record. Gene Ontology annotation, biological process: potassium ion transport; transmembrane transport. Gene Ontology annotation, molecular function: voltage-gated potassium channel activity. The transcript is spliced from 8 exons.
CGGCAGUUCCCAGCCGACACCGCCUCCGCUCCGAGCACCCGGGGCUAUGCCGGCCCCGGCUCCGGUAGGGGUCAGGGGGGUGUCCCCAAUGGCCGCGGCGGGCUCCAGGAAGCCAAACGUGUAAACGUGCGGGAAUCAUGGAAGCAGACCAGCGGCCAGCGGCGGGGGCCGGCGACGCGGCGACCCCUGGGCUGGAGGCGGCGCCUCCUGUUGCCCCGGUGUCCGCGACAGCGGCCUCGGGUCAGAUUCCCGGGUCCCGGUCCAGUUCCGAGCCCAAAAGGAGGCAGCUCAGGACACUGCUCCAGCCCACGGUCAACAAGUUCUCGCUUCGCGUGUUCGGCAGCCACAAAGCAGUGGAAAUCGAGCAGGAGCGGGUCAAGUCAGCGGGGGCCUGGAUCAUCCACCCCUACAGCGACUUCCGUUUUUAUUGGGACCUGAUCAUGCUGCUGCUGAUGGUUGGGAACCUCAUCGUGCUUCCCGUGGGCAUCACCUUCUUCAAGGAGGAAAACUCCCCGCCCUGGAUCGUCUUCAACGUCCUUUCCGACACUUUCUUCCUGCUCGAUCUGGUGCUCAACUUCCGCACGGGCAUCGUGGUGGAGGAGGGCGCCGAGAUCCUGCUGGCACCGCGGGCCAUCCGUACGCGCUACCUACGCACCUGGUUCCUGGUUGACCUCAUCUCCUCUAUCCCCGUGGAUUAUAUCUUCCUGGUAGUGGAGCUGGAGCCACGGCUGGACGCCGAGGUCUACAAAACCGCGCGCGCCCUGCGCAUCGUGCGCUUCACUAAGAUCCUCAGCUUGCUGCGGCUGCUCCGCCUCUCCCGUCUCAUCCGCUACAUCCACCAGUGGGAGGAGAUCUUUCACAUGACCUAUGACCUGGCCAGUGCUGUGGUUCGCAUCUUCAACCUCAUCGGGAUGAUGCUGCUGCUAUGUCACUGGGAUGGCUGCCUGCAGUUCCUGGUCCCCAUGCUGCAGGACUUCCCUCCUGACUGCUGGGUCUCCAUCAACCACAUGGUGAACCACUCGUGGGGCCGCCAGUAUUCCCACGCCCUGUUCAAGGCCAUGAGCCACAUGCUCUGCAUUGGCUAUGGGCAGCAGGCACCCAUAGGCAUGCCCGACGUCUGGCUCACCAUGCUCAGCAUGAUCGUGGGUGCCACGUGCUACGCCAUGUUCAUCGGCCACGCUACUGCCCUUAUCCAGUCCCUGGACUCCUCCAGGCGCCAGUACCAGGAGAAGUACAAGCAGGUGGAGCAGUACAUGUCCUUCCACAAGCUGCCGGCUGACACACGGCAGCGCAUCCAUGAGUACUAUGAGCACCGCUACCAGGGCAAGAUGUUCGACGAGGAAAGCAUCCUAGGCGAGCUGAGCGAGCCGCUUCGGGAGGAGAUCAUUAACUUUACCUGCCGUGGCCUGGUGGCCCACAUGCCGCUGUUCACCCAUGCCGACCCCAGCUUUGUCACGGCGGUGCUCACCAAGCUGCGCUUUGAAGUCUUCCAGCCAGGGGACCUCGUGGUGCGUGAGGGCUCCGUGGGCAGGAAGAUGUACUUCAUCCAGCACGGGCUGCUCAGUGUGUUGGCUCGUGGCGCCCGGGACACCCGCCUCACUGAUGGAUCCUACUUUGGGGAGAUCUGCCUGCUGACUCGGGGCCGGCGCACUGCCAGCGUGAGGGCCGACACCUACUGCCGCCUCUACUCACUCAGCGUAGACCAUUUCAAUGCUGUGCUCGAGGAGUUCCCCAUGAUGCGCCGGGCCUUCGAGACCGUGGCCAUGGACCGGCUGCGCCGCAUCGGCAAGAAGAAUUCCCUUCUGCAGCGGAAGCGCUCCGAGCCAAGCCCGGGCAGCAGUGGGGGCAUCAUGGAGCAGCACUUGGUGCAACACGACAGAGACAUGGCUCGGGGUGUUCGGGGCCUGGCCCCAGGCACAGGGGCUCGGCUCAGUGGAAAGCCGGUGCUGUGGGAGCCACUGGUGCACGCGCCCCUGCAGGCAGCCGCCGUGACCUCCAACGUGGCCAUUGCCCUGACUCACCAGCGGGGCCCUCUGCCCCUCUCCCCCGACUCUCCAGCCACCCUCCUUGCUCGCUCUGCCUGCCGCUCAGCAGGCUCCCCAGCCUCCCCGCUGGUGCCUGUCCGAGCCAUCCCUCUGCUGGCCCGGGGGCCAUGGGCAUCUACGUCCCGUCUGCCUGUCCCACCUGCCCGAACCCUCCACGCCAGCCUAUCCCGGGCCGGGCGCUCCCAAGUCUCCCUGCUGGGGCCGCCCCCAGGAGGAGGUGUGCGGCGGCUGGGCCCUCGGGGCCGCCCACUCUCAGCCUCCCAACCUUCUCUGCCUCAGCGGGCAGCAGGGGACAGCUCUCCUGGGCGUAAGGGCUCAGGAAGUGAGCGCCUGCCGCCCUCAGGGCUCCUGGCCAAGCCUCCAGGGACAGCCCAGUCCCCCAGGCCGCCAGUACCUGAGCUAGCUGCCCCCCGGGGUCCCCAGCUCUCUGCCAACAUGUGAAACCCUUAGGAACACCCAGCCUUAGCUCUCGGGGUGCAGGAAUGUGUACUUGGGGCCAACGCCUCUUAGGGAAGGCUGAGGGGACUUAAAGCACUCUCCUAUGAGGGUAUUUCCCCUGACUUUCAAGAAGAUGGUCUCUGUGUCCUCAGCUCGGGCACCCUGUAGCCUGUCUGAUGCCCACCUAAUCCAUUCAUCCACUCAUCCAAAGUACUGAGUGCCUACCUUGAGCAAGGCACUGUACCAGGCGCUGUAUGUCUCCACUGCCAAGUAGAAGUGAUUCCAGCCCUCUUAUGAGGGUAGUCCCCUGGCCAUGGUCCUGCCAGGUGCAGGUCCAGGCCCGUGACCCCACCUUUACGAAGCACAAGUACCCGCCACCACCAUCACUGCCAAGUAAUUAGAUGUCUCUGUGUUGCCAGCGUGGGCCCCAACCUGCCAAGAACCAUGCAGGUUCUGCCUGGCGUGGUUAUCUUCUUGUCCCCCUAGCAUAGCCUGGCACUGCCAAUUCCCUAGCACCCCUCUUCCCCGCCAUCGCUGUAGAGAACAAAUGUCUUGGAUCCCCAGCUGGGUGUCCACCUUUGCACUCUCACUGCCAUCAGUGUCCCUCCCUGUCUAUAACCUCUGGGCAGAAACACACGCCUCCUGUCAAGUUCCCUGCAGUCUCUAUGUGGUAGAACUGUCUUUUCUGUGAACUGAAAGCCACCUCCUCCCUGUGACCCCGGCCCAGUGGUGUCCCCCCUUGAAGCUAGGGGGAUAGUUGGCAUCUCCUUAAUUCAGUGUGCCAGCCUAGAUGCCCCCCAGGUGGGGGAACAUGGCUGAAUUCUUAGAUGACAUUUUUUCUUUCCUUUCUUCCUUAUUUAUUUGCUUAUUUAUUCAACUAUUUAAUUUUAUUUAUUCCAUUUGCUAAUUUUAUUAUUAAUUCAUAUUAUUUACCUAUUCCUUCAUCUAUACUGAGUUUGCUGUUGGUGCAGGAGUAAGGGGAGGGCCCGAGGUAUCUCAGCCUGGGGAGGGGCAGGCCAGCCGGCACCUCUACCUUCUCAGGGACAAGAGAAAUCCUCUCCCUCAACCCCUUCUGUCUCCCCUCCUACUCUGCACAUCAAAAAAUAUGGAGCCAAGUUCCUGGCAUCUAACACUCCUUUCCCACAGGGUGGGGGUAUUCUGGGGUUCUUGGAGUACGGGAGUUUUAUAAUUGCUUCCAAACAGCCAAGUUUAAAAAGAAAAUAGA